This is a messenger RNA of Thunnus maccoyii (southern bluefin tuna), 3259 nucleotides long. Its product is annotated as anti-Muellerian hormone type-2 receptor-like. Lineage: Eukaryota; Metazoa; Chordata; Actinopteri; Scombriformes; Scombridae. The transcript has 12 exons. Gene Ontology annotation, cellular component: signaling receptor complex; plasma membrane. The record is from RefSeq and is a predicted model, not a curated record. Gene Ontology annotation, biological process: protein phosphorylation; cellular response to growth factor stimulus; BMP signaling pathway. Bases 601 to 2136 code for a protein of 511 amino acids. Gene Ontology annotation, molecular function: transforming growth factor beta receptor activity; ATP binding.
GCGAAAGACAGACAAAAUAAACAAAAGUGUACUACCUUAUUGUUGAUCAUCCUCGAGACACAUGCGCUAUAAAGAAGACUGUCAAAUAACAUUUAAAAAUAACAUAUUCCAAAAGACAUUAUUUGAGUCACAGUGAAAAAAUGAGUUUAUGUUUGUUCAAUUGUGUAAGAAAACAGAAUAUCAGUGUUUACGGAAGUCCAUUUUCUGCCACAAAAAGUAAAAAAAACCCUGAAAAGUUAGGGUAAAUCCUCGGUCAAAAUUAUAUAAGCUAGCUAACCGUCAAAGUGUAGACAUUAGAAACACUUGAAUGUUGACUCUCAGAGUUAAAGCCAUAUCGGACGUUAAAAUUUUGACAUUGUGAGACAAAUAUAUGAGAUAGUACAGUACAGAUAAAACGUGAGUGUUGCUUUGAGCUUAAUGCAAACGUUGACAUGCUGACAUGCUGAUGUUAAACAGCCCAUUGUUUGGUAGAAGGUAUGUGUGGUACAUGCAGGUGUGUGGCAGUGGGAGUGAUGCUGGGAAACGUGGGAAACUCCUCUCACAUUCCCAGGACUGAUAAAUAUUCACUCCCUGCUUGGCCUGUCUGGGCUCAGAGUCACCAUGAUCCUGCAGCAGUGGCAGCUGAUUUUGGCUUUAGAAUGCAUCCUUCUAUGUAUCUCCAACCAGUCUUUGAUUCAGAAGAGACAGUGUGCAUUCCAAGUGAAUCCACAGAACCCACAAAACAACAUAUAUACAACCGCUGGCAAUGUGAGCGGCUCGGUGCAGUUCUGCGAGAACACCUACUGCUGUGUGGGCUAUUUUCUUAUCAACAAUAGCCAGCCAGAGGUUGAUCUUCUUGCUUGUGAUAUCGUUGAAAAGUCUUGCCCGGAUGCAACCUGCAGGCCACAAACACGCUUCAGCAAUCAUGUUAUUAAGUGUGUGUGCCACACAGACCUCUGCAAUAGCAACAUCACCUGGACCCCAGAGCUGGAAGAGCCUCCACUCGCUUCUGUAGAGACGGCAACUGCAGUGAUUCUGUUUGGACAUUUGGUAGUCCUGAUCUUUGUCGUACUCCUGGUCGUUGCUGUGAAAUGGAGAAACCUCUUUCAAGAUAAUUACUUUCACUUGGAGGAGAGCCAACAAGCCUCCCUUCAUGACUCCCAUGUCUCACCACUGUGUUCCUGCCAAACAACAAAAGCCUCAGAGAUUGACAUUGCUAACAUUGAACUACAGCGGAUUGUGGCUAAUGGGCAUUUUGCCACCGUUUGGCAGGGGAAAUACAAGGGAUCCAUGGUGGCCGUGAAGGUUAUCCCUGCAAGAUGGAAACAUCAAUUUACCACAGAGAAGGAGGUUUAUGAACUCCCAUUGAUGAAGCAUGCUGGGAUUGUCCACUUCCUGGGCACUGGGAGGAAACCAUAUGGAGACAGUUGGCUCACAGUCCUGGAAUUUGCUGAAUAUGGUUCUCUCCACUCCUUUUUGUGCAAGCACACCACCAGCUGGAUGUUGUCACUGAAGCUGUGCCAGUCUUUAUCACAGGGACUUUCCUAUCUCCACUCUGACCUUCACAGCAAUGAUGUGCAUAAACCUCCUGUGGCCCACAGAGACCUCAGCAGUUUCAAUGUGCUUAUGAGAGCAGAUGGUACCUGUGCUCUGAGUGAUUUUGGUUGUUCCACCAUCCUACGUUCAUGUUCCGGACCUCGGCGGCGGCAGAGCUGCACAAGAAACACAGUGAUUUCUGUCCGUCUGCAGGGUCACGCUCAGGUAGGCACAUUGUGCUACAUGUCCCCUGAGAUCCUGGAAGGCUCUGUAAACCUACACAGCGGCUGGUGUCUGCAAGGGGACGUCUAUGCUUUGGGACUGCUGCUGUGGGAGAUUUGGAUGCGCUGCUCUGAUUUAUUUGAAGGCCAUAUUGUUCCACAGCAUCUCAUGCCUUAUGAAUCUGAGCUGGGGGCCAGUAUGACCCUGGGGAGCCUCACCUGGUACGUGUUUCACAUGGAAAAGAGACCUUCCAUACCAGAACACUGGGAACUGCUACCACAGGGAUCUGUGCUGCAGGAGCUACUGACAGAUUGUUGGGACAGUGACCCGGAUGCCCGGCUGACAGCUUGGUGUGUUGCGGACAGAUUAGUCUCCCUUCAGUCUUGUCACUCAUUAUGACUUUUUUUGUUUCAACUUGUCCCGUAGCCAACAUAUCAAGCACUUGCAAUGUUUUCUUUGAGUUACUACUAGAGCUGCAACAAUUAGUCGAUUAAUCGAUUAGUUGCCAGCUAUUUUGAUAACCAAUUAAUCAUUUUGAGUCAUUUUUUAAGAAAAAAUGUCCAAAUUACUCUGGUUCCAGCUUCUCAAAUGUGAAUAUUUUCUGGCUUCCUUAGUCCUAUAUGACAGUAAGAGUAUCUUUAGGAUUUAUUGACCAAAUAACAAAUCGAUUAAUUGAGAAAAUAAUUGACAGAUCAUUCGAUAAUGAAUAUAAUCGUUAAUUGCAGCCCUAGUCACUACUUUUAGCCUUUCAUAAUAUUUUCAUCAGGUUGAAUUUUAUAGGUAAGCCUCUUGACUUAAACAGGUUUCCAUUACAUGCUGUCUUUCUUUUAUAUACUUACAACAGGUUAUAUUAUAGAAAAAUUGAAAAGUGUGUCCAUAUUGACAUAAUGCAAAUGAUUAUUUUUCAAAGAGAAUGAAAAGAAAUGUUAUUUCUUCAUUCUCAACAACAGGGUGGGGUUUGUUUGGAUUGUUUGCUUGUGUGUCUAAUUUUAUAUAACUGUCAUAUAUGAUCUAGGUUUUGUAUUGAAAUAAUAAUCAUUUUUUAAAAAGAUAUUUACAAUGACUAGUUACUCUUAAAGUGAUGUGGCUUUUUGACAGCACACAUUUUGACUUGUAGCAGCAAAAUCACAGCUGGUGCUAACACUGUUAAUAACCGCUCUGUAAGAUUUAUAUGUUCCAGUAAGCCAAGCCAUUUUUUUUACAGAAGACAUUUCAACCUGUCACAAUAAGAACAGCACAGGUGUAAAUAAUAAAAUUAAUGGCCAAAUUCAAUUUAGGUGCUUCGGUUUCUUGCUGUCAUACUGUCAUUGUUUACUGGGACAUUUUAAUAGAGCAUGGCCAUCGUUAAUUUCAUGAGUAACACCUGUGCUUUUCCUACUAUGACUCAAAAUGUCUGUUGUGAAAAAGGCUUAUUGGCUAAAAAAAAAUGCACAAUGAUUGGUUUGGUUGAGUAAGUGAGUUAUUUUUGUCAACAUCUUUGGUGUUUUUUUGUCAAAAUGAAGUUGAAUAAAUCUCUAGAAAG